Brienomyrus brachyistius is the source of this 3267-nucleotide messenger RNA. It is a transcript of the gene gucy1b1, whose product is annotated as guanylate cyclase 1 soluble subunit beta 1. Lineage: Eukaryota; Metazoa; Chordata; Actinopteri; Osteoglossiformes; Mormyridae. Bases 151 to 2007 code for a protein of 618 amino acids. The transcript is spliced from 13 exons. The record is from RefSeq and is a predicted model, not a curated record. Gene Ontology annotation, biological process: response to oxygen levels; cGMP biosynthetic process. Gene Ontology annotation, cellular component: guanylate cyclase complex, soluble. Gene Ontology annotation, molecular function: guanylate cyclase activity; heme binding.
UUGGAGGCAGCGGACGCCAAUCUAAGCAGAUAACGGUACAGGGAUGGUGGUACCUUAUGCUACGGACUCGGGCUGUAACGCUGUUAGGGCUGUAGAGACACCUUGCCUUGCCGCUUAAGAAAACCAAGAAGAUUAAUUCGGUUUAAAAGCAUGUAUGGCUUUGUCAAUCACGCCUUGGAACUGCUGGUUCUGAGAAAUUACGGGCCGGAGGUCUGGGAAGACAUCAAGAAGGAAGCGCAGCUGGAUGUGGAGGGCCAGUUCCUGGUCAGACUCAUCUACGAGGAUGCGAAAACCUACGACUUGGUGGCUGCAGCUAGCAAAGUUCUUAAGAUCGAUGCCGGUGACAUUCUGCAGAUGUUCGGGAAGAUGUUCUUUGAGUUCUGUCAGGAAUCCGGAUACGACACUAUCCUCCGAGUGCUGGGAUCCAACGUUAGAGAGUUCCUGCAAAAUCUCGAUGCUCUGCACGACCAUCUGGGCACCAUCUACCCAGGAAUGAGGGCCCCAUCCUUCAGGUGCACGGAUGCCGAGAAAGGAAACAACCUGAUCCUGCAUUACUACUCGGAGAGAGAGGGUCUGCAGGACAUCGUGAUCGGGAUCAUCAAGACCGUGGCCCAGCAGAUCCACGGAACCGAAAUAGAGAUGAAGGUCAUCCAGCCAAAGAGUGAGGAGUGUGAUCACAUUAAGUUCCUGAUCGAGGAGAAAGACUCAGAAGAGGAGGCCUUCUAUGAGGAUCUGGAUGGGUUUGAGGAGAAUGGCACUCAGGAAACACGGAUUAGCCCGUACACCUUCUGCAAAGCCUUUCCUUUCCAUCUCAUGUUUGACAGGGAGCUGGUGCUCACCCAGUGUGGGAACGCCAUCUUCCGUGUCCUGCCACAGCUUCAGCCGGGGAGCUGCAGCCUGCCCUCGGUCUUUUCCCUCGUGCGUCCGCACAUCGACUUCAGUUUCCACGGCAUCCUGUCUCACAUCAACACCGUUUUCGUGCUGAGAAGUAAGGAGGGCUUGCUGAACGUGGAGGCGUCAGAGUGUGAGGACGAGUUGACGAGCACGGAGAUUAGCUGCCUCAGGCUUAAGGGACAGAUGAUCUACCUACCUGAAGCGGAAAACAUCCUCUUCCUCUGCUCCCCGAGCGUGAUGAACCUGGAUGACCUGACCAGGAGAGGACUCUACCUGAGUGACAUCCCUCUCCACGACGCCACACGGGACCUGGUGCUCCUCGGGGAGCAGUUCCGCGAGGAGUACAAGCUGACGCAGGAGCUGGAGAUCCUAACGGACCGCCUGCAGCACACUCUCCGUGCCCUGGAAGACGAGAAGAAGAAGACUGACAGACUUCUGUAUUCCGUUUUGCCGCCGUCUGUGGCAAAUGAGCUGCGACACAAGCGGCCCGUCCCAGCGAAGCGCUACGACAACGUCACCAUCCUCUUCAGCGGCAUCGUGGGCUUCAACGCCUUCUGCAGCAAACACGCCUCAGCGGAAGGUGCCAUUAAGAUCGUCAAUCUGCUCAACGACGUCUACACCCGGUUCGACAUCCUGACAGACUCCCGCAAGAAUCCUUAUGUUUACAAGGUGGAGACGGUCGGGGACAAGUACAUGACGGUGAGUGGGCUUCCAGAACCAUGUACUCACCACGCACAGUCCAUCUGCCACCUGGCUCUGGACAUGAUGGAGAUCGCCGGCCAGGUGAAGGUGGACGAAGAGCCUGUUCAGAUAACCAUCGGGAUCCAUACGGGAGAGGUGGUGACUGGGGUCAUAGGGCAGAGGAUGCCUCGCUACUGCCUGUUCGGAAACACAGUGAACCUGACGAGUCGUACCGAAACCACGGGCGAAAAAGGGAAGAUCAAUGUUUCCGAGUACACGUACAGGUGUUUACAGUCAGCAGAGAACGCAGAUUCCCAGUUCCACCUGCAGUACCGGGGACCCAUCAACAUGAAGGGGAAAAAAGAGCCCAUGAAGGUGUGGUUUUUAUCCAGGAAGAGCCCAGAAGCUGCUAAACAAACAGCAACCAACUAAAAGCAGAAUUCACUUCCAGGCAAACACAAUGUUAUAUGAGUUGCGCUAUUUUACACCUUAAAACAUACAUGGAUAUGUUUUAAAAUUCCCAGAAACAAAUCCAUUUCAUUUCCUCGUGUCUGCUAAUUUGUUCUUUGCAAACCAUUAGUUAUUACCUCGAAUAAUUUGCUACAUUCAUUUACUAUUGUUUCCCUGUCUCCAUAACUACCGAUAAACUGUGAGUAUUGAAUAAUGUUAUUAACUGAUUAGAGUUAUGGAAAUUACAAACUGGUAUGAUAUUAGUCCAGAAUCCUAGAUGAACCAUCAUAUUCCCAUUUCCUGUAUUGCGCCAAGAAUAUUAGAAAUUGUUGUUUUGGUAAUAUAUACAGAAAUAAACACCUAUCAGUGUAAUACAUCAAACUCAUGUAUAGUGUAUCUUAUUGUACCAUACUUUGAUCUGUCCUCAUUCUUUAUCUUGCUUUGCUGUAUGUGCACUAUAAAUAUCUGAGUAUUACGAAUUAUUAUGAAUAGACUACGGAGUGCUGUGAACGUUUCCCAUGCAAAAAAAAGGUUCUUACAGUAAGAUUUAGUGCCAGAAUGCUUUAUUUCUAUUUGUUUAUUGUAGAAUUAGCUUCGUCUGAAUUAUUCAUGAAGUGAGGUACCUGAAUUUGAAGUCUCUUUGAGGAAAGUCUUUAUGGCAUUUACUCUCCUGCCCAGAAGAAUCGUCGAUGCACUAACUGCCUCACAAAAUAGUGUCCUUCGUUGCAGAUUUGAGGGGAUCAUCUUUUUCUAUUUUUUUGCUGACAAUUACACUGGAGCACAGAAGUUCUUUAAUUCCCCAAAGUGUUUCAGGUCGAAAGUAGUCAGUACACCUAUCGUAAGGGAAAUUUUUGUUGUCGCAUUUAUUUUGUUUUUUUUUCCCCAAAGUCAAUAUACUAAAUGGGGAUAUGCGACGGGGGUGUUUUCCAUUCAUUCUCGUCAGCUUCAAUAGCCAGUGUGCUAAAGGAAAGUCCCAGAGAGAAGAACCUGCUGGUUUUAGGAUUCAAGGUAAUACUUUAGAAGAGACCUAUACAUAGUGUGGGGAAGCAGGAUGUAGGGAACACUAAAGCUAGCGCUGAGGUGUGAGGAUGAGCAAUGGAAAUGUUGAAGAGCACCAAACACUGUCAGUUUGGAGGACUCAUCCAUUUUUGCUUAGUUAUUAAGGUAAUUUUAAAUGGUAUUGUCUUUAUAUUGCUUUGACCUGCUAUAGCCCAUUCUGUUAUUAAAAUUAUUAACAAUUAA